Messenger RNA from Raphanus sativus (radish), 2698 nucleotides. Its product is annotated as phosphate transporter PHO1 homolog 2-like. Gene Ontology annotation, cellular component: plasma membrane; Golgi apparatus; trans-Golgi network. The record is from RefSeq and is a predicted model, not a curated record. The transcript has 13 exons. Lineage: Eukaryota; Viridiplantae; Streptophyta; Magnoliopsida; Brassicales; Brassicaceae. Gene Ontology annotation, molecular function: inositol hexakisphosphate binding. The coding region runs from base 72 to 2456 and encodes 794 amino acids. Gene Ontology annotation, biological process: phosphate ion transport; cellular response to phosphate starvation.
GUGUGUAUACAUAUUCAUUUCCUCUUCAAUUGCUUUCAGACACAACAAAAGAAAGGUUUCAGACAAGAAGGAUGAAGUUCGGAAAAGAAUUGUCGUCACAAAUGGUACCGGAGUGGCAACAAGCUUACAUGAGCUACGAUUAUCUCAAAAAACUUCUCAAAGAAAUAAUCAAACUCAAACUCAGAACCAACCCUCAUCCUCAUCCUCCUCCACAUCAAGCCGUUUCCGGUAAAGGACUUAGCCGCAAGAUGACACUAUACCGAGCUUUUAGCGGGCUUGUUCAAACGCAAGGAAGAAAAAGACAAAGUUCGGGGCAAAUCAACCCUUCUCUAGAAACUGACAUUGAAGAAGGUAAUGCACCGAUACUCGUCAACAGAACGAGUAAUGGAUUAGAAACUAUGUUUUUGAUGACGGCAGAGGAAGGAGGAGAAUAUGAAUUGAUCUUUUUCAGGCGACUCGAUGAUGAGUUUAAUAGAAUUGAGAAAUUCUAUAAAGAGAAAAUAGAAGAAGUAAUGAAUGAUGCGAUUAUGCUUAACAAGCAAAUGGAUGCUCUAAUUGCAUUCCGAGUUAAGGUUGAGAAUCCUAUUGGGUGGGGAUGGGAAGAACGGACGGUGGAGAUGACUCGCUUGGCCUCCGAUGUUGCUACUUCCACGGCUGCGAUUGCUGCUUCUACACCCUCUAAAACUCGAACCGCUCGCAUGGAGCCGAUACAUGAAGGAGGCUCCAGCAGAGCUGAUCAAUCCGAAGAUCACGGUGACGAGAGAAGGAGCAGCUUGAGCAAAGUGGCAGCUGGGAGGCCAGCCCCUAUCGAGGUCCUAGAUCACAUAAAGAUCAACAACACUAAGGAGACGCCUAGGUCCACCAUUAAAGGCGUUAUCCAUUCCUCGAACCAUGAGGAGAUCAAAUUCACUAGGCGUAAUCUGAAGGAAGUGGAAGAGAAGCUCAAAGUCGCUUUCGUCCAGUUUUACCAAAAGCUUCGUCUCCUCAAGAGCUACAGCUUUCUGAAUGUGUUGGCGUUCUCCAAGAUUUUGAAGAAGUAUGAUAAGAUAACUUCAAGAAACGCUUCGAAGCCUUAUAUGAAAAUGGUUGACAAUUCGUAUCUCGGAAGCUCAGAUGAGCUAAUGAAACUGAUACAGCGUGUUGAAGCUACAUUCAUAAAGCAUUUCGCAAAUGGUAACAGACGAAAAGGAAUGAAAAAUUUGAGACCUCUAAUGAAAAGAGAGAGACAUCGACUCACAUUCUUCACUGGUUUCUCUGCUGGAUGCAUGUUUUCUCUUAUAGUGGCUCUUGUAGCCAUCAUACGCGCCCGGAAUAUUUUUCAGGAGGAAGGCUACAAAGAUUACAUGAAUAGUGUGUUCCCUCUUUAUAGCUUGUUUGGGUUCAUUGUGCUUCACAUGACUAUGUACGCUAUUGAUAUAUACUAUUGGAAGCGUUAUCGAGUAAAUUAUGCAUUCAUAUUUGGGUUCAAGCAAGGAACUGAACUUGACUACCGACAAGUUCUAUUUGUGGGUUUUAGCCUUGGAACGUUUGCGUUGCUUUGUGUUCUUGGUAAUCUUGACAUGCAAGCAGACCCUAGAACCAAAAGUUACCAAGCACUAACCGAACUUCUUCCUCUCUUCCUUCUUGGUGCUAUGCUUUUAGUUUUAGUCUUGCCGUUCAACAUUCUCUACCGUUCUAGUCGCUUCUUCUUCCUCACGUGUUUGUUUCACUUCCUUGCUGCUCCUCUUUACAAGGUGACGUUGCCCGAUUUCUUCUUAGGAGAUCAAUUAACUAGCCAAGUACAAGCUCUUCGAAGCAUCCAAUUCUAUAUAUGCCACUAUGGAUGGGGAGACUUCAAACAAAGACAAAACACUUGUGGACGCUCAGAAGUCUACAACAUCUUCAUAUACGUUGUUGCUGUAAUACCAUAUCUAUCUCGCCUCCUUCAGUGCAUACGCCGAAUGUUUGAGGAAAGAAGUCUAGAGCAAGGAUAUAACGGAGUCAAAUACUUGUUAACAAUAUUAGCGGUUUGCUUAAGAACAGCUUAUGGUUUUGACAAGAACAAGAAUCAUAAAUUUAUUCUCAAAGUACUGGCUGGUUCUGCCUCAGUUCUUGCUGCUGUUUUCUGUACAUACUGGGACUUUGUCUAUGACUGGGGACUUCUCAAUAGGACGUCCAAAAACAGAUGGCUUCGAGAUAAACUUCUUGUCCCACACAAGAGAGUAUACUUCAUCGCAAUGAUCUUGAACGUUGUGUUGAGAUUUGCAUGGUUGCAAACUGUAUUGGAUUUUGAAAUUAAGUUUCUUCACACUCAAACGGUGCUUAUGGUUGUGGCCUGUCUUGAGAUCAUUCGCCGUGGGAUAUGGAAUUUCUUCAGGCUAGAGAAUGAGCAUUUGAAUAAUGUGGGGAAGUACCGAGCUUUCAAGUCAGUUCCAUUACCGUUCAGCUACGACGAAGAUGACGACAAGGACGACUAACAUGUAUGCAAAAAAAAAAGUCAACUGACAUUUAGUUAUACAUGUUGAACAUACAAAAUUAAGUUUUUCUAACGAAAAUUACUAUUGUUUAUACAAAACCGAAGCAAGUGUCGAAACACUUGUGAUAGCAAUGCAGUGCUACGGUUAGUUGGUCUCUUGUGAUACUUUUAUUAAAAAAGUUUUUAACAAAAAUUUUUUUCAUAAAUGGAGAGCCUUUUUCUAAAUAAUUUUUUCAAAAUAUU